UCCUCUCCUCCUCUCUUCUUCUCUCCUCUCCUCUCCUCAGGUCUGGGGGUGUGACUGGUAGAAUGUGUCUGUCAGAACAGUUCUCUCUCGCCUUCCUGCUCCUCUACGGAGGCUGCUGCCUGCUAAUCAACCCUCUGGGAUCAAAAGCUCAAGAUCUGAACUGCACAUGCCAACUGGAAAAUGGGCGAUGUGACGAGGACACCGGCGAGUGCCAGUGUGAUCCAGGCUGGGGAGGUCCUCAGUGUGGCGACUGUAUGCGUAAGCCGGGGUGUGUCCACGGCUCCUGCCACCAACCCUGGCAGUGCACCUGCGAACCUGGAUGGACUGGACGCUUCUGUGACAAAGACAUCCAUGUGUGCUCCAAGGAGCGGCCGUGUCAGAAUGGGGCCAGCUGCCUGACGGACGAGUGGGGGGAUUACGCCUGCCUCUGCCCCGAGGGCUUCCACGGCAGGAACUGUGAGUUCAGGAUGGGACCAUGCUACAACACUAAGUCUCCCUGUAAGAAUGGCGGGCUAUGUGAGGACCUGGGCGGGUUCUCCCCGGUUCUGACGUGCCGAUGCCUAGUGGGCUUCACGGGGCCGCGCUGCGAGACUGACGUGGACGACUGCCAGCUGCAGCCCUGUGCCAACGGUGCCACCUGCGUGGAUGCCGUCAACCGCUUCUCCUGCCUGUGCCCGCCGGGCUUCACUGGGCGCUUCUGCUCCGCCAACCUGGACGACUGCGCCAGUCGGCCCUGCCUGAAUGGCGGCCGCUGCCUGGACCGCACCAAUGCCUUCCUCUGCCUUUGCGCCCACGGCUACUCGGGCACCACCUGCCAGGUGCCACCCCGGACCCUGCAGGGGGCGCCAGAGGGCAGCGCGCCAGGACAGAACAGCUGGGCCGGAGGGGGAGGGGGAGGAGGGGGAAGGAGGGGGGCGGGGAACCACACUCAGGAUGGGGUGGGGGGGGCAGAGGGGGACGAGCGCCUGCUGAAGAUUUCGGUGAAGGAGGUGUUGGCACAGCGGGGGGUUGCGGGGGGGCUGUCGCAGGGGCAGCUGGUGACGCUGCUGGUGCUGGGCGUGGUGACACUGGCUGUGGUGGCGCUGACGGGGGCGCUGGUGCUGAGGGGGCACUGGCAGGAACACUGCGCCCACCGCUGCCCAUGCAGACCGCCUCCAUCCUCCUCUUCGUCCUCCUCAUCAUCAUCAUCGCCACCGUCCCCGCUCCAGCUGUUCCGCGGUUGCCGAGCGACACGAGAAAGAGCACAGGAGGUGCGGCCUUCGUCGCCCCCUCCCGAGCAGGAGUGUAAAAUCAGCUUCCUGGAGCCGCCCCCCGCACCCCCCGAACCAGAGAAGAAGAAACUGAACUGUGAGGUCAUCUAAGUGAGGUCACCCUUCCUUUCUCUACCUCCAAUCACACGUGGUGUGGAGUGGUGCCUGGACCUACCAGAGUGGGCCACCCCGCCCCACAGCCCUCCCCCAUUCUGUGUGAAGCCACACCCCUGCGGAUCUUGGCAGGGGGUGGGGGGUGCAGGUGAGGGGGACAUUUUGGAACUCUCCAGAAUGAUCUCUGGUUGAGCAAUAUGGGUCUCAGCCACAUCCUCACAGGACUGUUCAACACACGAAGGGGAAGGGUGUGUAACAGCCUCUCUCUCAGCCUGUUGGUGCAGUGUGACCAGUGUCUGUUUCACAGACACACAGGUACACACACACACACACACACACACACACACACACACACA
Messenger RNA from Clupea harengus (Atlantic herring), 1720 nucleotides. It is a transcript of the gene dlk2, whose product is annotated as delta like non-canonical Notch ligand 2. Gene Ontology annotation, molecular function: Notch binding; calcium ion binding. Lineage: Eukaryota; Metazoa; Chordata; Actinopteri; Clupeiformes; Clupeidae. The record is from RefSeq and is a predicted model, not a curated record.